This is a messenger RNA of Homarus americanus (American lobster), 2855 nucleotides long. Its product is annotated as angiopoietin-4-like. Bases 175 to 2442 code for a protein of 755 amino acids. The transcript has 13 exons. The record is from RefSeq and is a predicted model, not a curated record. NCBI's taxonomy places the organism in Eukaryota, Metazoa, Arthropoda, Malacostraca, Decapoda, Nephropidae.
UGGAAAUUUUGAGCAUGAGUUAAGGAUAAGGUAGGGGUGUGUGGCCCUGAGCCCUCCCCCCUUUAGUCUCCCAUCAUCCUCUGGAGAGUCAACAACACACGAGCUGCUGCCCACUGCUACGAUGCCCACUUAACCGUGCCUUACAAAGGGCGGUGGUGGCGUGAGGGAGGCAGCAUGAAGGUAGUAUGGGCGGCGGCUGCUGCAGUGUGGUCGCUCCUGCUGGUGACGAGGAUAGAGGCUCAGGCCAGAGACCGUGAACGCCGCCCCCUCAUCAGGCCCCGCCAGGAAGUGGUGACUGCAACAACAGAGAGUGAACCCGGGAACACUGGAAGAAAUGGCUUCACCGUUGAACGCAACUUUACACCUAACCAGCUCAGUAGUAAUGACACCACUGAUGAUGAAGAUGACAACAGCAUAGUUAGCAAUAGCACCACCAGUCCUGUUGAUAGUGGUGCUGGUGCCACUGGCACUGGUCGGCAGCAUGGAGGUGGUGGUAGGCAGUAUGGUGGUGGCAGAAGGCAGUAUGGUGGAGCAAGACAGCAUGCUGGUGGACCACGACAGCAUGCCAGUGGAGGUGGUGCUCGGCAGUUUGGUGGCGGAGGUACUCGGCAGUAUGGGGGUGGCAACAGUGUAAGACAGUAUAAGGGUGGCGGCUCGGCAAGACAGUAUGAGGGUGGCGGCUCGGCAAGACAGUAUGAGGGCGACAGUGGUGGCACUGCAAGACAGUAUGGGAGAGGCGGUGGCAGCUCACCAAGACAAUAUGAGGGCGGCGGUGGCAGCUCAGCAAGACAGUAUGAGGGCGACGGUGGUGGUACUGCAAGACAGCAUGAGGGUGGCGGUGCCAGCUCAGGAAGACAGUAUGAGGGCGGCGGUGGUGGUACUGCAAGACAGCAUGAGGGUGGCGGUGCCAGCUCAGGAAGACAGUAUGAGAGCGACUCCAGCAGUACUGGAGCAGGUGAUGGUGGUGACACAAGAAGGUUGCCUGAUACUGAGAUCUCCCGAAGGCAAAUGGACACCACAAUCCUUCUGCUCCAACGCCUCAGUGACAGGCUAACUUCUAUCGACACUCUUCAGAGCCAACGGGCAGAGAGGAUUGACACCAUUAACUACAGACUUACACGAAUAGAACUUCAGGCAGAGGAACGUAAGAGUGUAAUAAAUGAACUGAGUAAUGCCCUACGCCAUCGUAUGGAGACCACUGACAAUGAACUAGAUACAAUCGUCACAAUCCUGGAUAACAUCAAUAGUGGCAUCACUGGUAUUAACCAACAGCAAGCUGAGCUUAAGGCCACAUUCAACGAAAUCCCAAGGAAUCAAGAUGAUGAUGGACAAAACCUCGGAUCAAGACUACAAGCAGUGAUGGCAACAAUCCAUGGACUCCGCACCGCCACACAGGCAGUUAAAGACAACAUUUCAGAAGUUGGGCAAAACUUAACUGUACUCACCAAUGUCAGCAAGAACCUGGACCAGAUGAGUCAGAACAUGGUCACAAAACAAUAUCUACAACAAAAUCUAAAUGAGAUCAAGAACAAGAAUCCAUCACCGAUGUCCAUGUACGCGCACAUGAUUCAGUCAAGAGGCCCCAGACGAGGGCCAGGCAGUCAAAGUAUGGCCGCCACAGAGCCAGAGGAUUGCUGGAAGCUCCGGCAGAAAGGCAAAAACAAGUCUGGAGUGUACAGCAUCUGGCCCCGCUUCUCCCCGGCUCCUUUCUUUGUCUAUUGCGACAUGGAGACUGAAGGUGGAGGGUGGACAGUAAUCCAGAGGAGAGAAGACGGCUCUGUUGAAUUCCUGCGUGAGUGGAUGGAUUAUAAGUACGGAUUUGGAAACCUAGCCGGCGAAUUUUGGCUCGGGAAUGAAAACAUCCAUCUGCUGACAAACCAACAUGUAUCAAAGUUGCGAAUUGACAUGGCAGACUUCGACCAACAAAAUGGACAUGCAAUUUAUUCUGCCUUUGCAAUCGGUUCAGAAUUGGAAGGCUAUUCACUGAAGUUGCUUGGGGAGUACAGUGGAGACGCAGGAGACUCACUGAGAUAUCACGUGGGCCGUCACUUCAGCACUAUUGAUGUUGAUAAUGAUGCAUGGCCUGAGAGAAGCUGUGCAAGGGAUCAUCAUGGUGCUUGGUGGUACAGGGCGUGUGAAACAAGCAACCUAAAUGGAAGGUAUCUACAUGGACCACUGCCAGGGGAUCAUCAGUACACCGGCCUUUACUGGUAUGACUUCCGGGGACCCCAGUACUCGCUCUGGAGGUCACGUAUGAUGAUUCGUCGGGGAGGCAGCGUUGGAGACCCCAUUUUCAAAGAUUUCAAUGAAGUGCAAAGAAAAGGAGAAACACCAAGGCUCACAGUUGAAGCCCGGCAGCAGAAAACAACUACGACUCCUCCAGACAACUUCAACCCUGAUCACGACCCUUACGCUGUCUACGAAUAUCCAACUUACGCAUAGACCCAAACAUAACUCUCACCACAUAAUUAAGGUUCUGGAUGAGUUAAGUGAUAAAUGUGUGAAUGCCAGACAAAUACACAAUAAGUUUGAUGGACAAAAGUUCAAUCACAAAACCGUCAUUAACAGAUUUAUAAAUUACAAAGUGUUGUAUAAUAAAUCAUAACUGGUACUGUAUAAAGAUCACUUCAUCCACAACUGUGAGAUGUUGGGUUAAGGUAAACUUACAGGUGAGAUAUUCACCACCAUAGAGUAGAUCAAGUUAGUUUACUUCUAAUAUAUGGUAUUAUAAUGAUAAUAAUUAGAUUUAAAAAUGUUGGCCAACUCUUAAACUUUAAUCUUAAUUUUGCUUUUAGCUAUAUUUUAUGGCAAGAAAAUGUAAAGCUUCAGCAAUAUACUAAUUUUAUACUGUUAAA